AUGUCUCUCACAGGCGUGAGAGGCACCUCCCGUGUCUUGCGUAGCAUUGCGAAGCCAGUAGCCAUAUCAACAACAUGCACUCGCCCAGCUUCUUCAUUAGCCGUCGAGGAUCAGCAGCAGGCUCUCUCAGCUCACCUGAACAAAGCUGACCCCGCUGUCUUUGACAUUAUCGAGAAGGAGAAGAAUCGCCAGAAACACUUCAUAAAUCUGAUCCCUUCCGAGAAUUUCACCUCACAGGCUGUACUGGAUGCUCUGGGCAGUGUGAUGCAAAACAAAUACUCAGAAGGGUACCCAGGCGCCCGAUAUUACGGCGGUAACGAAUUCAUCGAUCAAUCCGAAAGACUUUGUCAACAACGCGCUCUGGAAUCAUUCGGCCUCGAUCCGAAACAAUGGGGGGUGAACGUUCAAGCUCUGUCUGGCGCGCCUGCCAAUCUCUACGUUUAUUCCGCUUUGCUCAAUACACACGACCGGCUAAUGGGUCUGGACCUACCACAUGGUGGCCAUUUAUCGCACGGGUACCAAACACCGACCAAGAAGAUCUCUGCCAUUUCAAAGUACUUCGAAACUCUACCAUACCGGUUGAAUGAAACGACUGGAUACAUUGAUUAUGAAAAACUGGAUGAGUUGGCGAGCGUAUACAGACCAAAGAUUAUCGUUGCUGGCGCAAGUGCAUACAGUCGACUUAUUGACUAUCAGCGUAUGCGAGAGAUCUGUGACAAGGUCAACGCCUACCUUCUUGCCGAUAUCGCUCACAUUUCUGGUCUAGUUGCAGCCAAAGUCAUUCCUGGACCUUUCGCACAUGCAGAUGUUGUAACUACUACAAGCCAUAAAAGUUUACGAGGACCCCGAGGUGCCAUGAUCUUUUACAGAAAGGGCAUUCGAAGACAACACCCAAAAACGAAGGAGGAUAUCCUGUACGACCUCGAAGGUCCAAUCAACAAUUCCGUCUUUCCCGGUCACCAAGGCGGUCCUCACAACCACACAAUUACAGCCCUCGCCGUGGCUCUCAAGCAGGCCCAAACUCCUGAGUUCCAAGCAUAUCAGUCUCAAGUGCUAAAGAAUGCAAAGGCAUUCGCGAAACGGUUGAGUGAACCCAAGGGCAAAGGCGGCUUGGGUUACAAACUUGUUAGUGGGGGGACAGACAACCACUUGGUCCUCGCCGACCUGAAACCACACAGCAUCGAUGGUGGUCGAGUAGAACGCGUGCUGGAACUAGUUGGCGUCGCAGCCAACAAAAACACAGUCCCUGGAGAUCGUUCUGCUUUGGUUCCUGGCGGUCUUCGCAUGGGUACACCCGCCAUGACCACGCGUGGCUUUAACGAGGACGAUUUCGUCCGCGUUGCUGAUGUUGUUGAUCGUGCUGUCACUAUCGCCUCUCGCAUUGACAAGGCCGCCCGGAAGGCGGCGGAGGAGAAGGGCGAUAAGAGUCCUGGUAAGAUAAAGGUUUUUCUAGAGCAUCUCGGCGAUGGUGAGACACAAUCCGAAAUCGUUCAGCUGCGAAGCGAGGUCGAGGAUUGGGUAGGCACAUACCCUGUACCAUGGAACACGUCACAAUAA
This is a messenger RNA of Fusarium pseudograminearum CS3096, 1557 nucleotides long. RefSeq lists its product as uncharacterized. Gene Ontology annotation, cellular component: cytoplasm. The record is from RefSeq and is a predicted model, not a curated record. The transcript has 5 exons. NCBI's taxonomy places the organism in Eukaryota, Fungi, Ascomycota, Sordariomycetes, Hypocreales, Nectriaceae. Bases 1 to 1557 code for a protein of 518 amino acids. Gene Ontology annotation, biological process: L-serine catabolic process; folic acid metabolic process; tetrahydrofolate interconversion. Gene Ontology annotation, molecular function: pyridoxal phosphate binding; glycine hydroxymethyltransferase activity; zinc ion binding.